CUCGGAGGGGGUAUAUCGCGAUGCCGUGCGAUAAAGACGGCGACACUCAGCGCUAUACACAUUACAAAAAAGAACCUCAAAUGCGUUGCGUUGCGAAAGGAAAUGCCACUGCCAAGGUCUUGAUUCUUGGCAACUCCAUUGCUUAUAAAGCAUACCCAUUGAUUCACAAUAUACUCAAAGGACGCUAUCGCAGCCUCAGGCUUUAUGCAAAAAGCGGAUGCCCAUCUUUAUCGAAUUGGUGCGCAGAUUUCACAAAGGCAACGAGGAAAGUUGUGCAACAUGAAAAGCCAGACAUUAUAAUGUAUAUGCAUCAUAGCACGUACGCUCCUUUUAUCGCUCCUGUUGAAGAUCUUAGCAAAGAUCGAAUAAGCAAGGAGUUUCAAGGGAAUCUUGACUUUAUCAGCAACUAUACGAAACAUAUAAUUAUCGAUAUGAUUUACUACACAUCUCCAUUCAACGUUGGAGCGAAGCUUGCUAGAAGACUGCAACUAGGUCUUUCGCCUGGUGAUGAGUUCAUAGCUACUUGGGAGCAACAUAUCAACAAAACACGAUACCAUCAACUACGGCUGAGUUCACUGAAUUGCAGCAAAUGCAUCACGAACAACAUAAAUGAGGCUCUCUUCAAGAAUGGUCUUUUCCACUUGUAUGAUCCAGAUACGCUACUUGCACGACUUGGAGAUGGCAUUCAUAUGACCCCCGUAGGACUCGAAUUGCUACGACCGUUGUAUACUAAAAUUCUAGAAAACCUACUCCAGAGACUUACUAUUUGAUGUAAAUAAUUUGCGAUAUUAACUCGCCAACUCGAUACUCUGAUUAUUGCAAAACUUGCAUGUUUUUUCAGGGCCUUCUGAAUUUUUGCUUCAAGUUGUAUAAUUUACGUUUUCAGAUAUUGUAGCAUUCAUAAAAUCACGUAAAAAUGCUGAAACUUUUGAGUCAUUAGCGUAAAAAUGACAGAUGAG
This is a messenger RNA of Cylicocyclus nassatus, 959 nucleotides long. NCBI's taxonomy places the organism in Eukaryota, Metazoa, Nematoda, Chromadorea, Rhabditida, Strongylidae. The record is from the annotation of a GenBank genome assembly.